AUGCGGCGGCGACGUAGCAGCCGAGAGCUUACCUCAAGUCCCAAUCGUGACUUCUUCUUCGGUCUCGUAGAACGGGAUCGGGAUCGAGGAGGGGGUGAAGAUGUAGAUGGCAGUUGUGCGAUACCCGUAAUGAUGUCCUCCUGGAUGCGCGUUGCUGUCGUUUCGUGCGAGAGCGCGAAUGUGAGCGUUUCGCUGGGGUGCUCUGCUGAGCUGUGGCACCCGCUGGUGCGUGGGACUCUUGCGGAUGUGCUUCAAACUAGCGCAUGGUAA
Molecule: messenger RNA, 270 nt
Organism: Cylicostephanus goldi
Lineage: Eukaryota; Metazoa; Nematoda; Chromadorea; Rhabditida; Strongylidae
Source: the annotation of a GenBank genome assembly